AUGGAUGACCCCUAUCACAACAAUGUGAACCAGCAGGUGACAGAGGGUGGGGAAUACACCUACACUCAGGAUGGAGGAGGUCAGGAUGGCUACCCUUACCAGACGGACUACCCCCCACAGGAAGAGGAUGCUGCUAGUGAUGCCACUGAGGGCGCAGAUGUGGAUGACCAGAUGUAUGAGGGGGAGUACCAGGGUAUCCCCCACCCCGAUGAGAUCAAGGAGGCUCGGCGGGCGGCUCGGUUGGAGGCCAGGAGGAAAGCCCGUCUGGCUGGCCAGCAGGAAGAGGAGGAGGAAAACCUGCCAGAGCAGUAUGAAACCAUCAUGGAGGACUGUGGCCACGGACGCUUCCAGUGGAUGCUGUUCUUCGUGCUGGGGCUUGCACUAAUGGCUGACGGCGUGGACGGCUUUGUGGUGGGCUUUGUCAUGCCCAGUGCAGAGAAGGACAUGUGCAUAUCCAACUCUGACAAAGGGUUGCUGGGUCUGCUGGUGUAUGUAGCCAUGAUGGUGGGGGCGUUGGUGUGGGGGGGUCUGUGUGAUAAGAUGGGAAGGAGGAAGUGUCUGAUCUACGUCCUCACCAUCGACCUAGUCUUCUCCUUCCUGUCCUGCUUUGCUCAGGGCUACGGCUUCUUCCUCUUCUUUAGGUUCUGCUCCGGAUUUGGAAUUGGCGGCUCUAUCCCAAUAGUAUACACCUACUUCACUGAGUUCCUGCAGAUGGAUAAACGUGGAGAACAUCUAAGCUGGCUCUGCAUGUUUUGGAUGCUGGGAGGCCUGUACGCCUCCUUCACCGCCUGGGGAAUCAUCCCUCACUAUGGUUGGGGCUUCGCCAUCGGUACAGAGUUCCAGAUGCACAGCUGGAGAUUAUUUAUUUUUGUAUGUCUCUUCCCUGCGCUGGCUGCACUUGUCGGAGUCGUUUUCAUGCCAGAGAGCCCUCGUUUCCUCCUGGAGAAUGCCCGACAUGAUGAGGCAUGGAUGGUCCUGCGUCAAGUUCACGACACCAACUGGAAGGCCAAGGGAGAGCCGGAGAGAGUCUUCACCGUGACCAACAUUAAGACUCCGCAAACUCAGGAGGACGAGUUCAUAGAGAUCCAGAGUGACACUGGGACUGCCUUCCAGCGCUGGACUGUCAGACACAUGACUAUGCUGCAGCAGGUGAUGGCUAACAUUAUGUCACUAUCAGCUCCAGAGCUCAGGCUGCAAGGCCUCCUCCUGGUUAUUGUCUGGUUCUGCUUGGCCUUCAGUUAUCACGGGCUGGGAGUAUGGUUCCCUGACAUGAUCAAAUACAUGCAGUAUGAGGAGUAUGAGUCCAAGGUCCGAGUGUUCCACCGAGAACGUGUCGAACGUUUCCACUUCAACUUCUCUCUAGUCAACCAGAUCCACCGUGAGGGAGAGUACAUCCAUGACAAGUUUGCAAACAUUGAGAUAAAGUCUGUGAAGUUUGAGGAUUCUCUGUUUGAAAACUGUUACUUUGAAGAUGUCAAGUCGACCAACACCUUCUUUGAGAACUGCACCAUCAAAAACACAGUCUUCUAUAACACAGACCUCUGGCAGGAAAAGUUCAAAGACUGUCGGAUGGAGAACACCACCUUCCUCCAUCCGAAGAAAGGCUGCCAUCUCAACUUCCAGGAGGAGAAUGACAUUGUCAUCUACAUGGUCAGCUUCCUGGGCAGUUUGGCUGUGUUGCCUGGCAACAUCAUCUCAGCAUUGUUCAUGGAUAAGAUAGGAAGAAUCAGAAUAAUAGGUGGUUCUAUGUUGGUGUCUUCUGCCUGUACUUUCCUGUUGCUGCUAAGUUUCAGUCAAGGAGCUGUAAUAUGUUGGCAGUGUCUUUUCUAUGGUGCCAGCGUGGCAGCAUGGAACGGCCUGGAGGUCAUUUCUGUGGAGCUCUACCCCUCCUCUAAAAGAGGGACAGCAUUUGGUAUCCUGAACGGGAUCUGUAAGUUUGCAGCCAUCAUUGCCAGCUUUAUCUUUGCAGCUUUCAUCGGCAUCACUAAGAUCAUCCCAAUCUUCCUGGCCUUCUCUGCCCUCGUCUGUGGAGGUCUGGUAGCACAAAAGCUGCCUGAAACCCGGGAGAAAAUCCUCUCUUGAAAAGCCAAACUCCUGUAGCCUCCAGACCCCAACCACAGUAUAACAAUGGGGAAAGCUUUUUGGGAAGGUGCAAGCUUAAACUGAAAUGGAAAGAAAAGAAAGAGAGGUCAUGCUAUACAAGCUAUGUUUAUGAGCCUGCCACGACUACAUGAUUAAAAAUCUUGAAAAUCUGUCCGGUUGCCUGUGUGACCCUGUGGUUGCUCUUUAUUCCCUCUGUAAGCUCCUCAGGCUGCCCAGCAUUUCAGUCACAUUGUAUAAAACUAAAAAAAUAGUGUUUGUCCUUUUCUUUUGGUAAUUUACUGCCCGUCACACACACACACACAGUGUAGCAGCAUUUGUUUUGUUGAGGUUUGUGUAAAAGAAAGAUUAAUAUAAGAUGAAAACGUGUCCGUACUUGAAAGUUGAUGUAGUCCAUGUUACCAUGUUGUGCUCUGAGUUCAUUCCCAGUUGGAAACAAAGGAGAGACUUAUUGUCAUAACUUGAAUUGAAUUUGAAUCCUGUUGUAUUCACUGCCAAGGCUCAGCCACAAUAUUAUUGCUGGAGUUGUUAUUCAGAGGAAACACUUGGUUUUGUUCACCCAGUCUUUAUUUAUUCUGCACUGUCCUGUUGUGUAUCUAGUCUUAGUUCACAUGUUGCUUGGUUUGUUCUGUCUACACAUAAACCUGGAUUGACCAUUUUAUUAGAUAUAGGAGAUUUUUUUUAAUUGAAUCCACUGUGGUUGAUUAGUCUCAGCUGAUUCAAAUCCAACAGCUGACUGGAUUCUCCUCCUGUUCGUUGUUUGUUGACUGAGACGUCGUGUCUGUUCUUACCUGUAGAGCUGUGUUCUGUAAGCGGUGAUGACAUAGAGUCAGAGUGUUACCUGUCACAUCCUGCCAUGACAAAGUCUGAGGAAUUGUUCUGUUUGUUUAUUAAUUUCUUUUUUGUCUUUUUUUUCUGAAACGAGAAAGAUACAAAACUAUGAGAUAGAUGUUUUGAUACGAUGCUCUCUAUUUAACGUUCUGACGAAGAACAGUUUUACAGAACCUGCUGCAUUUCUGACAACAUGUGUCAAGAUUUCUACAGAGCAUGUUACUUUUGUUGGUGCGACUGAGUGUGUGUGUGUGUGUGUGUGUGUGUGUAUAUGUAUGUGCAUGUGUAGGUGAGUGAGUGCGUGUACAUGUGCACAUGUGUUUGUUGUCCACAUGUCUGUUGAUUUACUAAAACACAACAGUCUGACUUCCAAUAGUAUAUUUGUUGUUGUACAUACUGUAGACCUGUUUAUAUUAGCUGUAAAAUAGUAGCUCCAUCAUGACUUGAAUAAAGUUGAGGGCUUAUGA
Messenger RNA from Scatophagus argus, 3398 nucleotides. RefSeq names its product synaptic vesicle glycoprotein 2Ba (gene sv2ba). The coding region runs from base 1 to 2082 and encodes 693 amino acids. The record is from RefSeq and is a predicted model, not a curated record. Gene Ontology annotation, biological process: chemical synaptic transmission; transmembrane transport. Gene Ontology annotation, cellular component: membrane. The transcript has 12 exons. Gene Ontology annotation, molecular function: transmembrane transporter activity. Lineage: Eukaryota; Metazoa; Chordata; Actinopteri; Scatophagidae.